ACAACUCUGAUUGGCCAAUUCUGUCCUUAACUAAAGUUAAAAGUUAACUGGCUGGGCUGUUUAUAUAUGAUCUGUUAUACAAAAAGUAUUUUGCUGCAUAUGUCGCGAGAAUACGGGGGGAUUUUGCAGGCCCAGAAGCCUCGUAUAGCUCAGUUUUUUCACAUUCCGAAGAAUGGUCCAUGCUCGGAGUGAUGCUCCCGCUAUUCCUUUUCUAUACCGAGCACGUGGUCAGGUAAGACUCGUUCAUUAACCAAAAUAUGCGUGUAUGACUGAAAUAUUAACUUUAACAGAGUCAUAAUUAUAUUGACGAUGUUUUUCUUAUCUAAUGAUGCAUAUCAAAAUUAUUUACUUAAAUUAGCAGAUUCAUCAAUGAAUUUUUCCCGCCUAUGGCAAUCUAGUUGCUUUUCAAAGAAAAUGAUUAUCAUAUACUGAGCGAGAUGCCUGCUGUCUCAAUUAUCAAUUACAUACGAUGAUCAGUUUUUAUUAAUCAUGGACAUAUGCAAUUAUAUUCUAACACUUUGUCUUUGAAGAACUUCUCUUGAUCAAGUGGAUGAUUUGGUGCAGAAAGUACCUGAAAUAUCGGCAAGGUCCUUCUGGCAAGUGUUCUGAUAUUUGCUUGGCCCGUCAGCCAUUAUGAGAGUAAAAAUGAAGGAAACUAAGAAACAUAAAAUUGUUGUGGCGGAACGUAACUUCUCUUCAUCAACGUAGAUCAGCGAUCUUCACUAUUGAUACAGGUCAUUUGAUAUGUAUUAUCGGUGUUUUCAGUCGUAACACAUGCCAUUAUGGUAACUGUAUACUUUAUUAUACAGACACAGUCAACGCACAACUGGUUACUGGUACCAUUGUGGAGCGCAGAAGUAUCACAGAAGAAAAUUGAGUACUGAUCAUAUUGAUGCAUUUCAUGAGAUUGUUCAUUUGAGUUUACUAGAAAGAGACGAUUAUAAUUCUACGAAACUACAAAAUGGCCACUGCGAUUAAUGAUGUUUUUGUGAAGAUUGGCGAAUUUCGUCAAUAUCAAUGGUUUUUAUUGACCUUGUUGGGAUACGGAACAAUAGCGAUUGCCGCUCUACCUACAAUGAUAGUGUCGUUCAUCACUGCUGAACCUGAAUGGAAAUGUGUUGAAGGUUAUAAGAAUAAUACCGUGUGUAGAUUUAACAACACAAUAACGUUAACCAGUGAUGAUUACAAAGCCAGAUGUAACAUGCCGAGAGAAGCUUGGAUGUUUGUAGAUGACUUCACAUCCGUUGUUACUGAGUACGACUUAGUUUGUGAUGAUUCAAUUCUUCUCUCCAUCGCUCAAUCCUGUUACUGGAUUGGAAUGCUAAUUGCGUUAUUGGUCGGCGGUUUUCUAUCAGAUAAAUAUGGCAGAAGAUUAGUUUUGUAUGGUGGUUUUGCUCUUGUAGCCAUCGCGACUUGCAUAAUGGUCUUUCCAAAGGCGUUUGUGCUAUUCAUUGUUUGCCGAAUCUUUAUCGGUUUAGGUUCAGGGUUCCGAAAUGCCACUCAUUUCACCAUGCUUGUCGAAUUCACAACUGAGAGAUAUCGUUCAUGGAUAGGUGUCGGUUCUUUCGUAUUUUGGGCAGUUGGAAUAUCAGUAAUGCCUUUGAUUGGGUUUUUAGUCCCUGCGUGGAGAAUGUUUCUGCUUGUCACAGCUGUUAUUGCCAUCCCCAUACUGUUUGUUUAUUGGUUAGUACCAGAAUCUCCUCGAUGGUUGUUACUAAAUGGUAAAGAAGAAGAGGCCAAAAAAGUCCUUUCCAAAGUGGCAAAAAUGAAUAAACGACAACUACCAGAUGAUCUCGUGUUGCAAAAACCUGUGAUAACUCAAACACGGAUGAGUUUUAGGCAACUUUUCAGAAACUGGAAAACUGCUAAGAAAACAUUAAUUUCUUGGGAUUUAUGGUUUGCCAACGCUUUGGUGUACUAUGGUGUGUCUUAUGGUUCUGUUGAUCUUGGUGGGAAUAGAUAUCUGAAUGUUUUCCUGGUCAGUGUUGUCGAGAUACCUUCAAAUUUUGCUUACAUUUGGGCCUCGCGCAGAUUUGGACGGAAAAAGUGUGUCCUUCUUCCUUUGGUUGUUGCAUUCAUUGUAACCGCUAUCUCAGUGGCUAUCCCGACAGGAAAGAGUGACGCAAGUGUCCGUGGACGUAUUACAACUGCUAUGAUUGCAAAGUUUUUCAUCAAUUUUUCCUUUUCUGGUAUUUAUCUGUGGUCUGCUGAGAUGUUUCCAACUGUGAUAAGAUCGACAGCGAUAUCUACAUCUUCUGCGAUCGCACGAAUUGGAUCAUUUACUGCCAGUUACAUUAUUUGGCUAAUUCGUUACCAUGCAGCCCUGCCGUACAGCAUAAUGGGAAUAAUUUGCUUCCAAGCAGCAGUUCUUGGGAUCUUCUUGCCUGAAACCAAAGGAAAACCAACCUUGGAGACAAUGGAUGACAUGGAAGAAAAGCGGGAAGUUGCUUUACUUUUGAAUGACAAAGACGACGCUGGUGAGAUUCUUAAGAAACAAAAUGAGAUUUGCCUUUAGUCUCUUUGAGUAGUCCAGUAACACUAUUUUGAAAU
Molecule: messenger RNA, 2550 nt
Organism: Dendronephthya gigantea
Lineage: Eukaryota; Metazoa; Cnidaria; Anthozoa; Malacalcyonacea; Nephtheidae
Product: solute carrier family 22 member 16-like
Exons: 12
Coding region: 962-2515 (517 amino acids)
Biological process (GO): transmembrane transport
Cellular component (GO): membrane
Molecular function (GO): transmembrane transporter activity
Source: RefSeq, a predicted model, not a curated record